GCAGUGCCAGUUGUACCCCAGCCAUAGACUGGCCUCAGAAUACUGAAGGACAAGUGUGUGGAGGCUCCUCAGAGCCAAGGCUGGCCCGUGGCAUUGACACACCUGCCCCCCUCACUGUAUAUAAACCAGCCUCCAGCUGGGCACUGUCUCCUCAGGAGUGCCCUCACCAUGGCUCGCUGGGGGAUCCUGUGCUUGGCCUUGUGCUCCUACCUCGGGGUGGCCUGGGCUGCGACUCUGGGUGUGGUGCUCACCGAGGGCGGUUUUGUGGAAGGUGAGAGUAAGAAACUGGGACUGUUUGGGAGCUACGUCGACAUCUUCAGAGGCAUCCCUUUUGCUGCCCCUCCAAAGACUCUGCAAGACCCUGAACCUCAUCCUGGCUGGGAUGGAAUACUGAAGGCAACAGAAUUCAAGAAUCGCUGCAUGCAGAUGACGCUCACCCAGACUGAUGUCCGUGGGAAAGAGGACUGUCUCUACCUGAACAUGUGGAUCCCUCAAGGCAGGAGACAGGUCUCUACCAAACUGCCUGUGAUGGUCUUCAUCUAUGGUGGUGCCUUCCUGGUGGGAGGGAGCCAGGGAGCCAAUUUCCUGGAUAACUACCUGUACGAUGGCGAGGAGAUCGCCGUGCGGGGCAACGUCAUCGUGGUCACCGUCAACUAUCGCCUGGGGCCCCUGGGCUUCCUGAGCACGGGAGAUGAGAACAUGCCAGGAAACUAUGGGCUGAAGGACCAGCACAUGGCUAUUGCCUGGGUGAAGAGGAACAUCAAGGCCUUUGGGGGUGACCCAGAAAACAUCACCAUCUUUGGGGAGUCAGCUGGUGCCGUCAGUGUCUCCCUGCAGACCUUGUCCCCAAAGAACAAGGGCCUGUUCAAGAGAGCCAUCAGCCAGAGUGGUGUCGGGGUCUGCAGCUGGGCCAUCCAGAGGGACCCCCUCUUCUGGGCUAAAAAGCUUGGAGAAAAGCUGGGCUGCCCCACAGACAACACAGCCAUCUUGGCCAACUGCCUUCGUGUCUCUGACCCCAAAGCCUUGACACUCGCCUACCACCUUCAGCUGACAAACCUGCCCUCUCCCCUGGUGCACACCCUGGCCAUCACUCCUGUUGUGGAUGGAGAUUUCCUGCCAGACAUGCCAGAGAAGCUCUUUGCCAACGCUGCUGACAUUGACUACCUGGCUGGGGUCAACGACAUGGACGGGCACUUCUUCGCCGGCGUGGAUUUACCCGCCAUCAAUGGCCCACUGAGGAAAAUCUCUGCGGAACAGGUCUAUGAUUUGAUCAAAGGGCUGACCGUGGACAGGGGUGAGGCUGGAGCCAACGCCACGUACGGUAUCUACACCCAGAGCUGGGAGGAGAACCCGAAGCAGGAGGUCAUGAAGAGGACAGUGGUGGACCUGAUCACUGACUACAUCUUCCUGGUCCCCACCCAGUGGGCCCUGAAUCUGCACCUGCAGAACGCCCGGAGUGGCAAGACAUACAGCUACUUGUUCUCCCAGCCGUCCCGCAUGCCCGUCUACCCCAGCUGGGUUGGGGCAGACCACGCUGAUGACCUGCAGUACGUCUUUGGCAAGCCCUUUGCCACCCCUCUGGGCUACCUGCCCAAGCACAGGACUGUCUCCAAGGCCAUGAUCGCUUACUGGACCAACUUUGCCAGGACUGGUGAUCCCAACAAGGGGAAUUCAGACGUGCCUGUUUCCUGGCCAGCCUACAGCAGCAAUGGCGCUUACUACCUGGAGAUCAACAACAAGAUGAACAAGAACUCCGUGAAGAAGGACCUGAGAUCCCAGUUUGUGACCUUCUGGAACUCGGUCUAUCGGAGCCUGCCACAGGUUGCCAACAUCACCCAGUCGGAGUUAAUGUUCUGA
Messenger RNA from Empidonax traillii (willow flycatcher), 1857 nucleotides. Its product is annotated as bile salt-activated lipase-like. The record is from RefSeq and is a predicted model, not a curated record. The coding region runs from base 169 to 1857 and encodes 562 amino acids. Gene Ontology annotation, biological process: presynaptic membrane assembly; chemical synaptic transmission; synaptic vesicle endocytosis. The transcript is spliced from 11 exons. Gene Ontology annotation, molecular function: signaling receptor activity; sterol ester esterase activity; neurexin family protein binding. Gene Ontology annotation, cellular component: synapse; postsynaptic specialization membrane; cell surface. Lineage: Eukaryota; Metazoa; Chordata; Aves; Passeriformes; Tyrannidae.